AUGAAGUGUGAAAAUUGCACCAAAAAGGUGAGUCGGUCAUUUCCUUAUAUAAUUCUAAGGUUGCACAUGUGCAGAGAAGUAGGUGCCCUUGAACUGUGUGUGACUUAUUCCUGAGUAAACAUGCCUAGUGCUGGGCUUUGCAGUUGUAAUCCUGUGUACCCUUAACUUGGGGAAAGCCCCACAGAACCCAGUGGGGUUCCAAGUGUGCAGUCAAAGGAUUCCAGCAAGUUACACAGACUACUUGGAUGUAAGGCUUUUGUUUUGGAUUCCUCACCUUUUGCUUUAUCUAAAAAGCAAAACCUUAUUACUAGGCUGCAAUGAGGAGUACUGUCACAUCACCUGUCCCAACACUCAAAUAGAUUAAGAUUCCCUUCUAAAUUAAGGCAGUCCUUCUACAUACACAGAGAGUUGGGAAAGUCACAGUAUUUAUUUUUUUUAAGUAUCAGUACUAUUGAAAAUACAGAAACAGGUAUAUAUCGUUACAGUUUACAUAUUCUAGUAAGAAAUAGAGUCCAUUUUUCAAUUAAGUUGCUUGCCUCACAAUUUCAGUGAAAUACGUCAGUUGGUCUGUCCAUUUCAGAAUUUUAAGCAAUCACCCUCUUAUCUGCAGGAGAAAAGGUAUUUCCAGUGUCAGUCCCACACUAUCUUAGCAGCCAGCCGUUUAGUAUUAUAACAAGUUUUGAACGGUAUUUUAGGCUAUUUCGUUACUUCUUUUGUGGCCAUUUUGCUGAUUCUUUCCAAAUCACCUUCUUAGUUACUUUAUUAUCAGUUAGCUUUGACAGGGCUGAGUGCUCAGAUUCCUAGAUAUACACUUAUGUGCUGGCUUUGCAUUUUGUGCCUUUGCAUUUUGCCCCGGGGCCUCUCAAGAACCAAACUUGCUCACAAACAGUACCUCUGUGUAUGUAUGGCUUAACUUUGAAAAUAUGUACUGUGCACGCAGGAGCUCGAUAGGGCAGCCUACUUUGCACCACCUUCCCCAUCUUGUCAAGCUACCUAAGGAGGACAAAUUCCCCUUUUUGGAAAGCUAUGCCUUAAGUGUUUAGAGUGUUUUUAUCACCCAGGAAUAAUAACUUAUACUUUGCAGAGGGGGUAACUAUAUUGGUUUGUUGCAGCAAAACAAACAAAAAGGCACAUUAAAGAUUUGCAUUUAUUAUGGACUGGAGAAGAUUGUCAUAAUAAUAAUUUUGCAGGCUUAAAGUAUGCCAAGAGUCUUUUCUCUUUCAACACAGAAUUUGUUACUAUUAUUCUUCAGGACUGUCAACCAUGAAUGUCUUGAUUUCUCUGCUUCUCUGUUUUCACUCAUUUCCACUUUGACUUGCACCUAGACUUCUAACUAGACUGGUCUCUUUUUCCUCUGUCUUUUCUCCCUUCCCUUCCCCACCCCCACUUGACACCCUCUCUGUUAAGAUUAGGGGCACAGGCUUAUCUUUUUUUCUUUUCUUUUUUACUUAUGUAAAGCACCCUAAAUAAUCACAACAAUAAUCAGACAUGUCAACUUCUACUUGUCAUUUGGUCUAAGCAUACAGUGGAACCUCAGUUGUCGAAUGUAAUCCAUUCCAGAAGACUGUUCAACUUCUGAAAUGCUUGACAACCCAGGCGCAAAGGGAGAAUGUCAAUUUCAAUAGUGAAAAUUCAAAAACAUGCCGCGGAAGCCAUUCAACUUCCGAGGCACGUUCGAAAACGGAAGCAAUUACUUCUGGGUUUUUGGCGUUCGAAAAUCAAAACAUUUGGCUUCUGAGACACUUGAAAACCUAGGUUCUGCUGUACUGGGAAAAUGUAGCUCCCACAAAAUGAGGGUAGGCGUAGAAAUGUUCCAUCCAUCUUGUUCUGGGCAGCUGCUUUGAUCAGUGAUUUUGCUUGUUCGUUCCCAACUAAAGUCUAUGAUUUGUUUCAGGAAUGUAGUAAUAAACAGAGGAAUGAAGACCGGCAAAAUACACCAGCUGAUGUUCUCAACUCAAAUGAUGAAAAUGAAGAGGUAACACUUUUGGUUUAAUUUUUAGCAAUAUAAUCUAUAUGUACAUGUCUAUUCAGAAGUGAGCACCCUUGUGUUUAAUGGGCCUCACCCUCAGGUGUGUGAGGAUAGGAUCCAAUAUCAUGUUGUUCCCAAUCCUCUUAAACUUAGCCAUGAUGAGUUUUGUUGUCUUGGAGCCAUUGUGGGUCCCCCCUCUUUCCUUGCACACUGCUGGUUUCUGGAAAACAUUGUGGUUUUUUUGGUUAGAUUGUGUGUUUAAUAUUAGAGUGUGCUUUACACAGUUGAAAUGUUGCAACUGUUAACAUCCCACUGAUGAGAUGAUCCAUAAGGCAAAUGCACAUUCCAAAAUGUUUAGAGGAUUUACGAUUAAGGUUCCACAUUUUGAGUUCCCUGAAUAACACUUAUGCUAGUUCGGGUUAAUGGGAGUUGUAGUGCAAAACAUCUGGAUGGCACCAAGUUGGUAAAGGCUCACCUAAACCAUCUAAGAUGUCAUUUCCUCAGCUCCUUGCACUAAAUUAAUUUGGAGAGCAUCAUUGACAACAGUACUUGCCAUUUUAAAAAUAAUAAUAAUAAUUGAAACAUUUCUCUAUGUACAAAACAAUCUGUUACAUAAAGGAGGAGCUGCCAUUCUUACCAUCACAGGGUUGCAAGCUAUCCUUAAUGCCAGAGGUGCCUCACUUUUAUAUUCUUGAGGGCCAUCUGAACCCCAGGCAUUUGUCUAGGGGCUAGGAGUGUAUUUUGCUGAGCAACUUGCCCCCGUCCCUGUGUCCCAAAGUAGUCAGGCUCAGUAUCUGCCACUUAGCUGUAAGGGCUUCACAAGUGUAGAGAAAUCUGUACUUGGGCAUAUAAUUGUAUUACUGACAAAUACUAGAGCUAUAUAAAAAUGCUAAGUAUGACUGCCUUGUAUCUCUUGAAAAUAGUAUUAUUUUACUUAUGGGUAAUAUGCUUGAGGGACGCGGGUGGCGCUGUGGGUUAAACCACAGAGCCUAGGACUUGCUGAUUAGAAGGUCGGCGGUUCAAAUCCCCGCAAUGGGGUGAGCUUCCUUUGCUCGGUCCCUGCUCCUGCCAACCUAGCAGUUCAAAAGCCGUCAAGGUGCAAGUAGAUAAAUAGGUACCGCUCCGGCAGGAAGGUAAACGGUGUUUCCGUGCGCUGCUCUGGUUCACCAGAAGUGGCUUGCUGGCCACAUGACCCGGAAGCUGUACGCUGGCUCCCUCGGCCAAUAAAGCGAGAUGAGCACCGCAACCCCAGAGUCGGCCACGACUGGACCUAAUGGUCAGGGGUCCCUUUACCUUUACUUUAAUAUGCUUGAGUGCCAGUGUGAUGUGGAGAUUCAGACCCCCACUUAGCCACAAAGCUUACAGAGUUAUUUUGGACUGAUCACUGUUUCUAGGCCUAACCUACCUCACAGGGUGUUGUGAAGGUUAAAGAGAAGAAAGAAACACAAAUACUUGAAUUACAGGGCAGGGCCUUUUUGUCACGGCCCCAUAGCAACUAUUUUCAGAAAACUUAUGCGGAAGCCAUGACUGAUGGUGAGGACGGGAGUUUCAAGAAGAGGGGCUGCUUAUGGAUUUUAUUAUGGGCUGCUUUACCUUUUCUACCACAAUUCAAGCAGCACCCUCUAAGCUCCUACAUAUGUUGGCAAAGCCUUCCUUACCAUUUUGAGAAUAAUUAAGCUAGCUCUGUCUUUGACUUGCUGCUGUUUUUCCUUUUUAGAAAAGUGAAUUCCAUAAGUUGGCUAACGCUAAAAUAUUCCUUAGCGAUUGCUUAGCUUGUGACAACUGCAUAACAUCCGAUGAAGCAGUCCGAGUGUUCCAGCAGAAUCAGAAAGAGUUCUUCCAUGUACUGAACCUCAAUAAGGUAAAAGGAAUGGUGCUUGCAGGUACAUGUGUAUAAAGAAAACAUGCUAUCUUAACAUGGAAGAUUGAAACAAUUGCUUGUUCCCAUGAAUCCCCCCUUCCUGUUCCCAAGUUCUCUUGCUCCAUGUCUUCUGCCUUUAUUUCCAGACAUUUUAAUCCUCUGGGUUCUUUAUUCCCAACUUUAAAGCUCUUCUCACAUCUUCUCUACUUAACAGCCUCUCCUCUUACCUAUUUACGAAACAUCUCCUGCCUGUCUUCUCCUGUUUUAGUCCUUAAAAAAAAAAAAGUGUUGUUCCCAACCAGAUCACCAACUUCCUUUUUAAGCCUUAGAAAUAGUAUAAUCCCUUCCUUUCCCCAGGCACACGGUCUGGGUGGCAUUUUUCAUUCUCUCCGUUUUGCUACCACAGAUCCAGUUUGUUGCUCAGUCUCAUUGGCUUCCAAUUUUUAACCAUCCCAACACCCACCUUUUUAUCUGACUACUACAGUUCUUGUGAAUUCUCUAUUUCUCAUCUGGGUUAUUGGGACGUUAUUGGGAUUAUUGGUCUCAACCGUCUCUGAUCUAAAAUCUUUGGCUUCCAUCAUAAGUUCUGAUGCCUUUCUGGUUUUUAUUGUUCACUUCCUUCUCCUUUCUUCAGGUCUUGACACUGAUUCCCUCUCUCUUCUGGCAUUCAGUUGCAGAUAACUUCAUAUCCAGAUAUUUUCAUUAAUUGACCCGCCCAGUGCUUUUUUCAUAGAAAAAGUGGUGCCGGAACUCACCAUGAACACCUUCCUCAUUCUCUUAGAAGGGCAAUAUCGCCCAUCUGAGAGGUGCCGGAACUGAGUUCCUGUGUGUUAUAGCUGAAAAAAAAUGUCCUGGCUCUGCCUUACUUAUCCUCUUUCUUUCUCUGCACCUUAUUAUCCUCUUCAUUCUUCUGGCAAUCUUAUUCUGAAACCGAGUAGACAGUAUUCUGUGCCCUUCUUGUGUUAGUGCAAGGACUUUGGGCUGCAUAGUGGAACUUGUCCCCCUCUCCUUACCCUGUCCCCCCCUCGCCCCCUGCUACAUCCCCUACAUCUGUUCUAGAUGUUCCCUCAACCCUUUGAAGUAGAUUUGGUGAGGGUGCAUGCAGGAAGAGGAGGGGAAAGUAGAAAUUGAUUACAGAACAAGUGUAUUAGAUAUUGCCCGAUAUUCACCACCACCACCACCUCCACUCCUUGCAUUUUUGCUUUGACUGCUCUUUAACUUUGGUACUUGUUCCUUUCUGACAUCCAGACAGCUCUCCCUUGGUUAUCGUUUUUAAAAGGCCUCUUCUCCUUCUCCAUCUUCUCUGCUUGAUCUUCUUUUUCUCCUUUUCUCUCCAUGAUCUCCUAUUGUUUCUUAUCCUUAAAUGAAAGUCUGUGGCAGGGAUUGCUUCAUAGCUUAGGCUUUGUAGGUGUACACUUCAGAUACUCUAAGUGUAUACCUAAAAAUAACAAAUGUGUGUACUUGAAAAUAUAUGAACUAUGCAAACACAACCAACACAUUUUGCAGGCGCAGGUGUCAAACAGGUGCAGUAUUGACUGCGCCUUUCAAUUAAAUGUACCCAAAAAUGCUAUCAUUUUUAAAAUGAUAAUAAUAAUGAAGAAUUGAAUGCCCUAUAUAUUUUGAGCAGACUGCAAACUUCAAGAGAUUUUCUUAUUCAGUUAAGACAUGUGACAGAUUAGUUCCUUCCACUUAUUAAAAGCUCUGUUCUAUGUAAGAGGGCAGCAAUUUUUUAAUAGAUUCCUGAGACAGCACUUGUGACUUCUGUUCUCUGGCUGGUAUUCUUUUCUGCUGCAGCAAUAGUCCUCUUUAUUUUAGCGUGAUUUCAUUACCUAACGGGUUGUCUAGCUGUUUGCCUUUAGCUCUCUUAAGGUCAGAAGACAGAGGGUGCUUCCAGACAGGUGUUUAUUAUGGGAUUAGUGCUGCUCAUGCGUGCAAGGUUUUUGCAGCAUCUGCAUGAUGAUGUUGGCAUCAAAAUGCUAGCCAAGAUUCUUCACUCUGGAGAGUGACAUAUCUAGAGAGAAAGAGGGCAUCAUCCGUUCCAUCACCAGGCCACUGCACUGUGUCUCCUCAGCUGUGUGAACUUGACUCCUGUGUGCCCAUUUCAGGUUUUAAGGCAAAGGGAGAGAGUCAGUUCUGAAGGGGUCCUUCAGCAAAGUAGCAUCUUCUAGGCCCCCUUCUACUUUGGUGGGCCUCUGGCUGCAGGCUUAACUGGUGGUGGUGGUAGGAGCAGUAGCAACAGCAGAUCUUCCAAGUGUCCCUUUUCCCCAGGGAUGUCUCUGAUUUAGAAAAGCCACCGCUGUUUCUGAUUUGAUCCCGGAAUGUCCCGCUUUUCCUUAGGAUUUCCCUAUUUUCGUUGGAUAAAUGUUGGAGGGUAUGGAGUUAUCCAACCCCCGAGCUGUCUGAAGGGAAUCCUGUAUAGCAGUGGUUUUCAACCAGUAUGCAGUGGCACCCUGGGGUGCAUUGAAUGAUGGUCGAGGUGCCACUAGCCUCUGUCCCUCUUUCUUUCCCUCCUUCCUCUAAUGCCCUCUCAUGUCUCUGCCUCCAUAAAGCUUGUGCAGCUGUUUGUUGUAGCAGCCCUGCUGCCACCCAAGGUAAGGUGAUGGCCUCACAUUCACCUUUGGUAAGGCUGGGGGCAUCCUUUGCCCAGAUCCCUGUGGGGCAGCGUGAGGAGGUACCUGUUGUUGAGGUGGGGUGGGGAGCUCAGAGAUCAGGGGCGGCAGCAGCAGCUGCCCAGAGGACUCCCAAGGAGAAGGGAGAGGAGAGAGGAGAAGAGGCUGAAGGAAUACUCCACAAGGGAGGGUGUUCAAAAAAGUGUGAGAGGCUGCCAGCUCUGCAGGCAAGGGGUGACAUAACUGGGCUCCUGAGCCCCACAGGGGUGCCAUAGAAAGAAAGCAGUUGGUCAAGGGAGCCGUGGAUUCAAAAAGGUUGAAAACCUCUGCGUAUAGGGAAGUUUUUAAAAAAAGUUUAAUGUUUUAUAAUGUUUUUAUAUAUGUUGGAAGCUGCCCAGAGUGGCUGGGGAAACCUGAUAAAAUGUACAGGAUAUAAAUAGUAAAAUUAUUGUUAUGGAAUGGGACGUUCCUAUUUUCAUCGGAGAAAUGUUGGAGGGUAUGCAACGGUGAGGCUUACCUGGUGGUAGCUGGCCAUUUGAACUUACCUACAGUGCCUCCAAUAUAGCAGUGCUCCAGAGGCACCAUGGGAAAUCAAAAUAUCAGCCCACGGUGGGGAUCCGCCAUUUGAAUCUCACACAGUGUCCCAAACAACAUUCUGUUAGGGGCAUUAUGGGAAAUGAAAAUGGCCACUCACUGCUACCACCAGCAGUUUGGGAGAGAGAUAGAAAGGAGACCAGUUGCUACUGUAAUAUUUGCACUGUUUCCCUGUGUGAAGAAACAAUUUGCUAUAUUGUAGUAAUUGCCAGUUAAGGUGUUCUUCCUCUUUUCUCCCCUUUCCUUAAUAUUGGAGGUGGGUGAAAGCAGUGCUUCUUCAGCACAGUACUCUAUUUCCCACAAAGCAGGGUGGGGGCGGGAGAGGGAGACGUGAGAUGGAAAAUUGCCCACUUCCUUGAAAGCUUUUUUUUUUUUUUAAAAGCUGGAUUAACCUGUGUCAGAGAGCAACUAAUACAAUGCAAGGAAGUCAUCUGAUGCAAAAAGCUAUAUCCUGAACUGUUAGUGUAAUGCACCUGUAUGUUUUGUUGUGUGUUGUUUUCCAGAAAUGUGAUACCUCAAAACACAAAGUGUUGGCAGUGUCUAUAUGUCCUCAGUCCUUGCCUUAUUUUGCUGCAAAAUUCAGUCUCACUGUUACCGAAGCAGCCCAGAGGCUAUGUGGUUUCCUCAAAAGUCUUGGUAGGUUUGUUAUGGUGAGAAAAAAACAACAACAAAAAAGCCAAACACAGCAUUUUUCAUUUAUUUUUGCAUUUUGCUUCCUUGGCAAACUUUUACAGCAUGUGUCAGCAUGUGAAACAAUUGAGCAAGGGAUUCAUGGAAGGGUGUGUGCCCUCAGUGAUAUUGUGAUAUAACAGGGUACUUAGGAGAGUGAGAAAGGGUGAGAACAGAACAUAGCAAGUUUUUUGUGGGUAUCGCUUAUAAAUGGGGAAUGUAAAAGUCUGCUAUGCUGCAACUGAGCGAGGGAUGUGGAAGGAAGCUAUCUCUAGUGUGGAAUUUAGAAUCCUCACGAGAUUCCUGUGCAGAUCAUCAACUAGUGCAGGGAUGUACAUUCAAGAACACAGGAAGCUGCCUUAUAUUGGGACAGACUAUUGGUCCAUCUAGUUCAGUAUUUGGCUGCAGUUCUAUAAGGGGUUCCAGACAGGAGACAUUUCCAGCCAUGCCUGGCGAUGCCAAAGAUUGAACCUGGGACCUUCUGUGUACAAAGCAAAUCAUCUACCAUUAAGCUAUGGCUCUUCUCCUAGAGGGAGAAAGAUCGGGGUGGUAUCUGCUGCCUCCACCCAACCACCUCAUCAAACCUCCCUCAGUUCAAGGAGACAUCUGCAAGGGGGCCUUGUAUGCAUUUCUGUGAGAUGCAGUCCUCCUCUGCUGCUGUGUUAUAGUUCUCCAGCACUGGUGCUUCAAACACCAGAAGGACAGGGAUUCCAGAGGUCAGGAAUGAGCUUCUGCCUCUCAUGCACCUUUGUGUUCUUGUGCAUGAUUCCCAUGUCCCUUCAGCACCUAAGGACCAGAUCUCAGUUGUAGAGCAAGUGCUCUGUGUGCAGAAGGUCCCAAGUUCAGUGCCUUGCAUCUCUGGUUGAAUAGGUUCUCAGACCACAAAUUAUGGGAAAGAGCUAUACAGUGGUACCUCUGGUUGAGAACGGGAUCCAUUCUGGAGGCCCGUUCGCAACAUGAAAAGAGCGCAACCUGAAGCGCUGUAUCUGCGCAGGUGCGCGGCGCAAUUUGGCGCUUGUGUGCAUGCACAAAGCAUGAUUUAGCGCUUUUGCGCAUGCAUGAGUGGCGAAACCUGGAAGUAACCCUUUCCGGUACUUCCAGGUUGCCGCGGAACGUAACCUGAAAGAACAUGAAGCAAACGUAACAUGAGGUAUGACUGUAACUCUUUAUUUUUAAAUAUGAUAAAAAGGCUGGAGAACAUAUAGAAUUUAUGCAAGGCAACAACAUAUCUAUUUCAAAAUUACAGUGGUGCCUCGCAAGACGAAAUUAAUCCAUUCCGCGAGUCUCUUCGUCUUGCGGUUUUUUCCUCUUGUGAAGCACGGCUAUUAGCGGCUAUUAACGGCUUAGCGGCUUUAAGAAAAAGGAAACAAACUCGCAAGAACUCGCAAGACGUUUCGUCUUGCGAAGCAAGCCCAUAGGGAAAUUCGUCUUGCGGAACGACUCAAAAAACGGAAAACUCUUUCGUCUAGCGAGUUUUUCGUCUUGCGAGGCAUUCGUCUUGCAGGGCACCACUGUAAUUGGUUUUUUAAAUAGUAACAUGUUCUGAAAAUUAAUCUGGUGAUGCUUUAUUGUUUGCCUUUCUUACCCAUUUUCCUCUAGGAGUGCAUUAUGUCUUUGACACUACAAUAGCUGCUGAUUUUAGUAUUCUGGAGAGCCAGAAGGAGUUUGUGCAACGGUACCGCCAUCAGAACCAAGAAGAGCAUGCCAUACCCAUGUUUGCUUCAGCUUGCCCAGGUGAGAAGGGCAGUCUUAGGCACAUUGUUAAGUGUUACAGAGCAGUGAAUCCACCAUCUGUCCCUAACCCUGUCAGGCUGAACUGGCCAGAGCAGAAGAUGGGCUUGUUUGUUGGACAGGGUGGGAGUUCUUCCUUCUUUUUCACUAUGCAGCUGCUCCACCUCCAGAAUAACUCAUUUGAGGCCUUUUUGCUUGCUGCUGCUGACCUGAAAAACACCACCACUAUUACUAUUAUUGACAUUUGUGUCCCAGCCUAGUUCACGUUCCCAUUUCAUCUUCACAACAAACUUGCGAGGAAGGUUAGGCUGAGUGUAAGUGACUGGCCUAAGGUCACCCAGUGAGUUUCAUGGCUGAGUGGGGAUUUGAACCCUGCUCUCCCAGAUCCUAGUCUGAUACUCUAACCUGUCCGCCAGCCAUUGGUAGCAUUCUGCCAGCCAGAAUGUUCCUGGGGUCUCCACUAUGGUAGAGCCCACUGGCUAAAUCUCCAUGUUAACUUGUGCCAACCUCCAGUCAUCAACAUGGGGCUAGAGGAUAGGGCUGAGCUCUUUUCAAGGGGUUACAGUUCAGAUGGAUGUUGUUUGGCUCCUUUAGGCAUGCUGAAGACACUGAGGUCUUGAAGCUUCGUUUCUGCUUUUUUGAAUCUACUGCCUUCUGUGUUCUGGGUCCCUGGAUUAGACUGUGGCCAGGAAAAUCCCCUGUCUUUCCAUUACGAAGCAUGGGGCCAGUUUCAGUUCUGCAGCCAGGUGGUGUGCAGCCCAAACUCAUGACCGAUAGAAAGUCUUGUGCUGCUGCUCCUCUUUGCUUACGGUGCAAUAUAUAUCUCACCAUCACCCCCACCCAAAAGCAUAUCUAUUACUUGCAUGUGUUGGUUUUACUGCAAGACAAUCAGGGAGCAUGACUAUGUGUUCUGGUUUCCUGUCAUCUUCCUAUGGCCUUCUUUUUUAAAAAUUAAAAAUUAAAAUCUAAAUUAGAAAGAGUAGCACGAUCUUGUCAACCCCCGAUCAACACAUAUAUAGCAUAUCCGCAAUGUUGACACUGGCUCCUUGAUUGCCAUGGCAGCUCAACAAACAAAUGUGCCAUUAUACAACACUGUAAUAAAGACAUCAUUUUGUAAACACGCCAGAAAUCUCAUUCAUCUGGAAGGAGGUUUGCAUGUUAAAAUGUUCCUUAAUUCCGUCCGGGUCUCACUCUCCAGAUGCAGAUGAAAUGUACUAAUUUUCAGCAACAUAUAUUUGCCUGUCAUGCCACAGGAAGCGCCACACAGAAGGAAAUACAUUGAAUCUAGAGUAAGUGGAUCUACUCCACUCUAGGUAUAUUUUGAAAUAAGGGGGAGCAGAUAAAGGAAUGAAAGGCAAAGGCUGUAAAUUACAUCCUAAUUUGCAGAUCUGUCUGUGCAUAUAUUUUUUCUUUUAUGGUUCUGCAUUAAGUUGCAGCUGGUGAGUGAAAGACCACUUGCCUACUUUGGGGCAGAUAAAAGGCAGUGUUUCAAGCACUGCUGAGAAAUCCUGGUCAUUUGAACGGGACCUAUGCAGAAACAGCAAGUGAGUGAUUGCCUGGAACAAUCAAAGCUUUAUCAUCCACAUCACAAAAAGAAGUGGGUGAGUCCUAAAAAUCUGAGUGUCUUUGGGGGAAGAUUACACCCCUGCAUGCAUAGUACUGCUUUUAUUAUUGUUAAGAAUCUCUCUGACUUAGUUAAUAUUUACUUGUUACACAAAAACUGAGGUCACAUCCACACCAUGCAGAGUGCUUCUAUGCCAUUCCAGCCGUCAUGACUUCCCCCAAAGAAUCCUGGGAACUGUACAGUGGUACCUCGGGUUAAGUACUUAAUUCGUUCCGGAGGUCCGUUCUUAACCGGGAACUGUUCUUAACCUGAAGACCACUUUAGCUAAUGGGGCCUCCUGCUGCGGCUGUGUCGCCAGAGCACGAUUUCUGUUCUCAUCCUGAAGCAAAGUUCUUAACCCGAGGUACUAUUUCUGGGUUAGUGGAGUCUGUAACCUGAAGCGUAUGUAACCCGAGGUACCACUGUAGUUAGUUGAGGAUGCUGAUAGUUGUUCAGAGACCUCUACAGAGCUGUAUUUCCCAGCACCCUUAAGAAACUGCAGUUCCCAGGAAUCUUUGGGCAAAGCCAUGACUGUUAAAGAGGUAUAACAGUGCUUUGAAUGAAUGGAUUGUGGUCUUAGAUUGUGACUUCCAUGCUGAAUCUCCCCUCUCCUCUUUCACUCCCAGUUUGUCUGUGUGUGACUGUGCCUAGAGCAGCAGUGUGGGACUAUGGGCAAAAGCAGGAGGGCUCUGGUUCUAGCAAGUCCUCUGCACUCCAGCUUCCCUGCAACUGGAUUUUUCAAGUUCAGCUCUUUAGUCAAUGACUGUGCAUAAAGGGCCUAGGCUAGGCGUUUGUGUGGGGAGCAGAUAAAAGUCUCCUGGGGCCCCUUGGCUCAUGCUCCAAGUCUAUUUGCAUAUCUAAACAAUGACUAAGGCAGACUGCGAGGCUGGAGUUAAUUGACUGAACUCUGUCUGUUUUUCUUCCUGAAAAAUAGAUACGUGGAGGUCAACCAACCUAUGAAAUGACUCACGCUAUAAACAGGAAAGCUUAGCUUUGGCUCAUUAAACUCCACCAAGGUUUGUUAGAUUAUAACACACAUUAUAAUAAGGCACAGAGGGUUUUUUAAAGAAAAAAGAAAGAACCCAGCUUCAUUGGCACAGUACCAAGAUGAGUCGUGCUGCAAAUGGCAGGACCUGAUAGUGCAUUGAUGGAGACCUGUGGUCUAAAAUGACACCAGCCAGAAAACAAUUGUCUGAAUUCAUCUCACCCUUGUUCAGGGGUUUCUGUGCAUCUUAACAUACAGCUAUAUAUCCGGACAUGUCAGAGGUCAAGGAAUUCAUUUGCCUGUAGAUAUGGGAGGCUGCAGCCAAAAAGGACUAGGAUGAGGGAUAAGGAAAGCAGAGUGUGGUGCUCAGAUAAGCUGCUGCUGACUGUUAAUCGUAGCUUUCACAGCAGCCAUCUCUGACCUGGUCUCCUCCUGAUGUUCUGGAUUUCAGCUCCCAUCAGAUCCAGCCAGUGCUGUCACAUGAGGGGGAUGGCUCCAUUGGUGGAUAGAUUCUCCCUUCCACAAAAUGUUAAUUUUGUGAACAGGCUCCAACUGCCAUGUUAGCCUUGCCAUGAGUUCCCCAGAAGUUAAGCCAUUCUGGAGCUGGGUGGGAGGUGGCUGCACCAUAGAAACACAGCUGAAACCUCUCAGCGCUUGAGUGCCACUUUUUAAAGGUACAAAAUUGUUUGUUUUUUAAAGUAGACCCUGGGCAGUUAUCAUGGUGGGUCCUUCUAGGGCACUGGAGCCCCAUCAUCUGCCUGACCCUACUUUGCUGUGUUCUGGGAAUAGGAGAUGCCACCAUUAAUGAGACAACCAAACCUGCACUCUCUGUUGCAUCGUGGUGUCCUGUGGCAAUGGCAGCACCAGACUGCAGAGAGACAAGAUAGGAAAAUGUUAGCCUGGCUCUUGUGCAGUAGGGACAAAUGCUUUCCACCCACUAUUCAGAUGGAGAGCAAUGCAGUUGACAGAUCUGAUUGGCUAUGUCACGCUGUUGCAUCAUGUUCACUAUGUGGUCCCUGAUUAUGUGGGAUCUUGCAGUGAAGGAAGAAGAGGCCCUAAGAAUUGGUAUCAAAGGAGCAGUGGAUCAAAUCUAUAAACAGGCAUGGGGGAAAAUGUGAAAGAUCACAUUUCUGGAGGACUUGCCACUCCUCUUGUAAACAAACAUUUCACUCCAAAGUGUUUGCAGAUAAAAUUCAGCACAGCCCUAAUCCUGUCACUCUGCGGCCACUGAGGACAAAAGGCCAUUAGGGGCCAGGAAAGACCAUGUAGUUUACACAUCCUCCAGAAGCAGGUGGAGUACAGGGGCAAAGGCUGGGGCACUUAAGAGGAGGAACCAGAGGACUGCUGCCGCCGCCCCCCAGUAUCUGCUGCCUGAUGCUUUUGGCUCACUUUUUCCAUUGGUAGAGCAAAACAUAGCACUUUUGCUUGGGAUGUACUCCAAGAAUAGCUGGUACAGUCCACACCUCAUCCCAAUAAUUUACAGUGGUACCUCUGGUUACGGACGCUUCUGGUUACGAACGCUUCAGGUUACGAGCUCCGCUCACCCAGAAGUAGCUGCUCCUGGUUGCGAACUUUGACCCAGGAGGAGAAUAGAAAUCGCGCACCGGAGGCCCCGUUAGCAAAAGUGCGCCUCAGGAUAAGAACAGUUUCAGCUUAAGAACGGACCUCCGGAAUGAAUUAAGUUCAUAACCAGAGGUACCACUGUACCUCAAUAAGCAUCCACAAUUGAUUUGGGGGUAGGGUGCAUACCUCAUUUCCCCCCACAAUAGUCCUCACAAAAUAUGAGCAGACAAAGGCUCAGAUCCAGAGACACCUUGCUUAUGUAGGAAAGCACUUCGGCGCUUGCACACUUUUUUUGCCCCCAAGGUUCAAAUUGGGCAAACCGGAUGCACUUAAGACUGUACUUCAAACGUUGACAUUUGUACAUGUUUUUAUAUACUGAGGUUCUAUCGUGGGGUGGGUGGGGAGCGAGAUUUGAAGUCCUUCUUAAAAGUGAACAAGGCUAUGUAAGGACAUUGGAGAUAAAAAGUUAUGGAAAGCAAAAAAGAUUACAUUCCACGAACCUCAUUAUCAGGUCAGCAUAAUAAAGUGAGUCAAGUGAGGAAUGUUCUUAAGCACUGGCUGAAUGUUUAGUCAAUAAGGGAGCUCAUGUUAUCAUUCCUCCAUUUUUCAUUAUUUAUCCUGCUUUGACUGAUGAAGUUUCUGCUAUAAUUCUCAACCUUUCCUUCUUUUGGUUCUGCUCCCUUAAUUCUAGGCUGGAUCCAGUAUGCCGAGAGAGUCCUCUCCAGUCUCGUGACGCCACACAUUUGUACUGCAAAGUCACCGCAGCAGAUCAUGGGCUCCCUUGUCAAAGGUUAUUUUGCCAGGCAGCAGGUAACUUAACUAUUCCUGGUAUUCUUUGGACUGAUAGGUGUGGCAUUGCAUGUGUUGUGUGAUGGGUGUCACAGCUUCAGCAGCCGGCUCCUCCAGAGUGCUUGGCCUCCUCCAAACUCUGCAACGUACUCCAGGCCCCCUCAGUCUUGGGGGCCUCCAGGCUCCUCUGGUUGUGGCACCCACACUAUGUUUUCUGUUGUUGAGCAGGUGAGAACCUUAUAGGAGAAGGUGUUCCCUCAAGCAUCCCAGACCAUGGGCGGCCUUCAAGGUCAAAACCAACACCUUGGAUUUAGCCUGCAAACUGACUGGAAAAGCAAAUGGACUGACAUAAAACUGGGUUAUAAGUGUCUUAUGAGCAACCUUAAGCAAAAGCUGUGCCACCACAUUCCAGAUCAGCUGACUUUUCUAGAGGUGCUUUGAUAUAGUUUUGCCAGUUUCACUUCCACUAGCAAAAGCAGGCUUUUUUAUUUUAAAAAAUCCAAUUUGAGGAAGUUGUGCUCUGAAGUGUUAAUCUGAAAUGCAUGGGAUAUUUGCUUGAUUCCGUUUUUUUCUAAAAGGCAACGUUGCACUUCAAAGAAAAAGAUAGAAUAACCUUUGGUUAACCUACAAAAUAAGGAAAAGGAGAGUGUGUUAAUAAUCCUCAUCAGUUACAUCAUUGAGGCCACAGAUACAAAAACCAAAUAUCUAUACGAAGAUGGCCCAAAUUCUGUACUAAGAAGUCAACAAUCAACUUGUGACAUACCACUGUACAUUCACACAGCCCAGCUAUAGGUGCCUGUGAAUACCUCCUUAACCAGUUGAAACAUGGUUAUGGCGAGAGUCUCAGAUAAGUUAGCGAGGAGGUAGAAUUGCAUUUUCCCACUGAUAAAUUGUUUUAUUAAUGGGAGCAUGUGAUUUCUCCAUUACAGAUAUGCUGGUUGAGAGGAAAGACAGUUGUGGUACUCCUAUAGCAGCUGAGUAACAGCUGUAUGAGGAAACAGGACUCUGGGAAGGCACACAAAGUUCCAAUCUAAUAUGUCCAAACUGUGUGAAUAGCAUCCUGGAAAGGUAUUUUUAAUCCAAUGUGUCCCUAAAUGCUUUUCCCUUUUCUUUCAAUAUGUUUGUUUUCUUCAUCCAUCAGAAUCUGUCCCCUGAUAAAAUUUUCCACAUAAUUGUGGCACCUUGCUAUGACAAGAAGCUAGAAGCCUUGCGAGAAGAUUUCCACACCCCUCUGUACAAUUCUCAAGAUGUUGAUUGUGUUUUGACGUCAGGUAGGCAUCUUCCAUCCAACAUGCUCCUGUUGCUAUUUUAUUCAAUUUUUCCCCUCUCUUUUUUUUACAGAGGCAAUGAAAUUAAAACCAAACAUAGCAACAGGGCCACCUCCACAGCUGGGGCAGGGUGUUUUGGGAAGGAGCUGAGAGGGACCAGGGGAAGUAUGGGGAGGAAUGCCCCUGUUGUGGAAAAAAUGUGGUAGGUCUUUGUAGAAAACGAGAUGCUGGACUAAAUGGGCUUUUGGUCAGAGCCAGUUGAAUUCUUCUUAUGUCCUUAGCUAAUAUAUCAGAGCAGAUCUAGAAUGUCUGGAGUGUCACAUUUACUGCCUCUAGAAAACUCAUUCUCCCCCACACUCCUGGUUGCAUCUCUGUGGGCUUAAGCAUCAACUUAAUUUCCCCUCUACAGGUGAAGUCUUCCAGAUAAUGGAGCAGAGCAAAGUAUCUUUGAGAGAAAUAGCUGAGGUGGCCUUUGAUACCCUGUAAGUAGCAUUUGUGAGAUGCUUUUGUUUUGCUGAAAACAUCUUUACAUUAGGUUAAAUAUAUAUGCAUAUAUAAAAUCAUGACCACUUAUCACAUUUUUUGACAGGCUAUAAUUUUGUGAUCUUGGAAGAAGGACAUAUGGCAAAGUGGUUUUCUUCAGCCUGUUAUUGUAAAAAGGCUGUGUAUCAGCAGAGCCAGCUCCAGGGUUUUUUGUGGGCCUGGUCAUGUUGACUUGGGUGACUCUGUCUCCCACUGCCAACCACCCCUGUCAUUUGGGCUCCCCACCUACAGUGCUGCAGCAAUUCUAUUCCCUCUCUGUGGUUUAGUAAUAUACUUAAAUGGUUUUAGUUCUUGGCUGGUAUAGCACAGAUAUACACCCAUUAAGCUCUGUUGCGGGAUCUCCAUUUCUUCAAGGUGAGCCUGCUCCUCACCUUCUUGCUUUCCUCCCUUAUUUUAUGAGGUUUGAUGGGGUAAAGGAGGCCGAGUUAAUCCGUCAUGAUGGAAGGAAGUCUGAUGGUUACCUGGAGCACAUAUUUAAAUAUGCUGCCAAGGAGCUCUUCGAUACUGAAGUGAAGGAUGUCGUAUACAAAGUGUUAAAGUAAGUUGCACAUCUGAAUUAAGUUUAUCAGAAAAGACGAUUCAGAAAAUGGGUACAUUUGGCCUCUGCACAUGUUGCAUUGCAGCUUUUUACCACUUUGACACAUGGCAGAAAAUGAUGGCCUGUCCUACUACAUGGACCACCAUGGGUGUAUCACAUGUCAGGUGAAGACCUAUUUAACCCAGGCAUUUUAAAUGCUGAUGAUAUAUAGAUAUACAUGCACACAUAGUAUUUAACAUUUAUAUAUACUGUUGAACCAUCAAUGGUGUCAGCCAUCAGUGGGCAACCCUGUUAUCAAGGUCCAAUCGUGGCUAUGUUCCAGGCUAGAAAAAGGGGGCCUUUCCCCCAGAUAAAAAGUAUUCCUGACCAUCAGGGUCAGACGCAGCUAUGCGAAGUCUACCAUUUUCAUCCACGUACCUACGGCGACCCGCCUCUCUGUGUGGAAGAGCCAGCCAAAAAUUUCCAGUCGUCCCACAAACUAAUGCUGCAGACAGUAGCUUUGAGCAUCUUCUCUGUGUGUCUUUUCAGAAACAAAGACUUCCAGGAGGUCACAUUGGAAAAGGAUGGUGAGACGGUGCUACGCUUUGCAGCUGCGUAUGGCUUUCGAAACAUUCAGAAUAUGGUCCUGAAGCUGAAAAAGGGAAAGUGCUCCUACCACUUCAUAGAAGUUUUGGCCUGUCCUGGAGGUAACAACAAAUCUUAGGAGAUUAACACCCCCCCCCAUCCUGGCAGGUGUACAAUAGACAGGUUAAGGUUCUAGCUUCUGUCCUUUGUUGGUUUUGGAUGGAUUGCAGGUUUUUCAAAGACCCUGCUCAAAGUCAAAACGCUGCGUUAUAUCUUCAGCUGGGACCUGUAACAAAGCGUUGCAGUGUGGAGUGUUCCUGUCCAGUCAGCCAGCUGAACCCUUUCUCAAGAUACUCCAAUGUCCCCCUCUCCAAUUCUUAAUAUUCUAUAGUCACUGAGCAUGCUCAGUCCUGGAUGGACUCUUUGCAGAUUUCUUUUGUUUUUUCCCCCCUAGGGUUUCCUCCCCCCUAAAUAUUUUUGGGCAAACUUUGGACUCCCCACCCCCUCUCAUUUCUCAGUAGCCCUGGUUUGGCUACAGAGCAGUCUUAACUGAGCACCAGAUUUUGCUAUUCACGUAUAUUAUGAUUCCUUUGCUACAUGUUUUGUAGUUGUUCAUUUUUUAAAAAUACCUAGAAUUCUAUUUUACUCAGCGUUUGGGCUGCUGUGUGCAGUGCCACUAAGUGGACACAGCGUUGUGUGGUGGCCUCAUUUACGGCAAAGCAAUAAAAGAACAGCGUUUGAUAUACUCCAGUACUAAAUUUCCACUGGGUUUUGGUGUUGGAAAAUGUAGAAAGGUGGUUGAUCAGUGUUCCCCAUUUGUAAUGGGAGAUGACAUGCUGCAGCUGGUUUGGCAUGAUUUUAAUACUGGACUUCUUACAUUGUGUUUUGUAGGAUUUUAUCAUUAUAACAAUAAGUUUAAGUGUGUGAACAGUCCUGAGGGUUAUUUAUUGUGAAGGGUGGUACAGAAAUGUAUUGAAUAAAUAAAUAAAUUUAUAAUAAAUAGCAUAUUUACUUGAAUCUAAUGCUCACCUUUUUUGGCCAAAUUACAUUGCGAAAAUUAAGGUGUGCAUUAGAUUCGAUGGCACAUUUACAUUCGCCAGCAAAUACUUUUUUGGUUUCAAGGUUCUGAAAAUGAUGAGUUGCGCAUUAGGUUCAAAUAAAUAUGGUAAAUGGGAAGAGAUGGAAAAGAGGAGAGAAGAGAGGAAACUGUUUUAGGGAAACCAUUGUCAUUAUUAAAUCAGUAAAGCCUAGUUUCUCCAAAAAGUGUGCUAAAGAUAUAAAAGGCUGGAAUGAACAGUGUCUGUUGCUGGUUUGUAGACAUGAUGGGAAGUGAGACCCUGCCUUCCUUCCCCAUCCACCUACUACACCUGCCUCGUCUGCGACAUCAUUAGACACCCAUCCAAGGGUGUCAUGUUCAAAUAAAGGCCUAUGUGCAUAAAGUCCAAUAUACAUGGGCUUGGAUCAUAUGGUCGAUUCCUGAAUUUUAUUUGGGCUAGACAGCACAAUCUGAGACUGUGCACAUUGGAUCUUGUGUGCAAACCCCCUUUGAACAUGACACCCUCAUGUGGACAUUCAGGGAUGUCAGAAGUGCAGGUACACCUAAUGCAUGGCCAAGGAAGGCGCCCUCUUGCUCCCCACCAUUCCAGACCAGAGACGGCUGUUGUCUGAUCCAGGCCGAUGUGUUUCUCUACCUAAGCAAGCCAAUUCUCUCUCCUGGCUUUGGCCUUCCACUCUUAGGGUGCUUAAAUGGAAAGGGUCAGGCUCAGACUGAAGACGGAAAACCAGACAAAGCCCUGCUCAGGCAGAUGGAAGAUGUCUACGCCUCAGUUCCUGUCCGACUUCCUGAAACCAAUAGGCAGGUACAGAAGCUCUACCAGGAAUGGCUGGAUGGGAUGGACUCCAUGAAGGUCCAGGAAUCAUUACAUACAAAAUACAGCACGGAAAAGCCAGCUGCCAACAAUUUGGAUAUCAAAUGGUGA
Podarcis lilfordi (Lilford's wall lizard) is the source of this 19265-nucleotide messenger RNA. Lineage: Eukaryota; Metazoa; Chordata; Lepidosauria; Squamata; Lacertidae. The record is from the annotation of a GenBank genome assembly.